GCUCUCGUCCUACCCUCGUCGUCAAAGCAAUAUAAGUGCCUGAAUCAGAAACUUCUUAACAAAUUUAUUAUUUUCUGUUUAAUAUAACUGUGCAAACACGGCAUGUGUGAUCAGAGUGGAUUAUUUGUCUUUCUUCGUCAUCUCGCCUCGCAAUAAUGAUGUAAGCAAUAAUUGGCGCACAUGAUCGACACGCCUUUGCAUGCUGCGUUGUUGGUAUCUCUGCGCUCCCCUUAAAAAAAGAAAUAUGCUUCUAUCUAGACAGGUGAAGACAACAUGGUAGUUGGUGCAGACAACCAUCUUGAAUUCCAUCAUCCUCAUACAUUAUUCUGAAGAAAACAUGGCCGGUGAGACGUCUUGCUGUAAACGUAUACCGAUCAAAAGGGAGGAUUUUGGACUAAAUUGGAAAGCCCCGCAAGAUUUCGCCAGAUCACAGUGGCCAAUUCCAGGUUGGUUCUACCAGAUAUACAGGAUCCUUUUUAUGGUGUACAUCGUCGUGUGGUUGACGAUAAAUACUGCCUGGCAAAUUGAGGGCAUCGGAGGCUUAUACCUCAUCUACCUCACUAACUGGUCUUUUAUUAUGUUGGCGUUUUAUGGAAUAGUGGCGGCACUUUCCUCAGUGUUCUUCUUCUGCAAGGGAAAGAAGAGACAGAGAACGACAACCGAUGCAUCCAGAAUGGAAGAUGGCGCCAUAAACCCAUCAUUUGUGGCAGAUCAGGAAAUACCGUCCGGUAACGAAUCACCAAAAACCAAUAGGCCUACGUCGAAGUCCGAAAGACAUCCAACACCGUCCGUCUCUGAAGAAUCUCCUACCAACCCUUGGUACUUCAAACUAACAUGGGUUCUUUUAAACAUCAACGUUGCUAUCGCUCCACUGGUAUCUAUCAUCUACUGGGCUCUCUUACAUGAUUACAGCAAUGACGACGACGACGACUCUCGCGAUCCACUCGGCGACGGAAUCAACGUGAAUGUACACGGCAUGAACAGCGUGCUGAUCUUGCUGGAUCUUUUCGUCUCGGCUUACCCGUUAAGAAUCGUUCACAUCAUCUACUGCAUCAUCUAUAGUCUUACGUACGCUCUGUUCUCCUUGAUCUUCUGGGCUGCUGGUGGCGUAGACCCAUACGGCAACAGAUACAUUUACCCUAUCCUAAACUGGGAAGACAUUCCCGGCUUGACCUGUGCCUACAUGUUGGGUCUUGCAGUAAUCUUGUUUGUAGUGCAUUGUGUGAUGUACGGACUAUAUAGAUUAAGAGCGUUCCUUGCAGGAAGAUGUUGCAUGUUAUCUCAGGACCGUGCAAAUGAUACUUUGCAACUCUAAGAGAUUCCUUCAUCCGAUUCCCACCUCAAAUCCCCUACAGUCAUAUUUUGUUUAAAAACAUCCAGCAAAGAAAAACCUUUUAAAUUGAUAACGUAAUUUAUUUACAAAGAUGGAUUCUUUUCUUGUGAAUUAAUAUGUACAUAAUAUUAAGUGUACCCUAUAACAUUUUAAAACCUGGUCACCCCGCCCAAACUAUGUUGGAGCGUCCCUUGAACGGUAUAGGGAGAGGGUGCCGAAUUUCGACAACGCUCGUCACCGCUCA
Molecule: messenger RNA, 1577 nt
Organism: Lytechinus variegatus (green sea urchin)
Lineage: Eukaryota; Metazoa; Echinodermata; Echinoidea; Temnopleuroida; Toxopneustidae
Product: protein rolling stone-like
Exons: 3
Coding region: 338-1315 (325 amino acids)
Cellular component (GO): membrane
Source: RefSeq, a predicted model, not a curated record